GGAUAACCCGGAAGUCUUCGCCGGGAGUAGCUAGUUGCUGCGAUCGCGUCCACUGCGCUGUCCGGAGGGGUGCGCUGCCGGACUGGCCAUGGACGAUACCCUGUUCCAGUUAAAGUUCACAGCAAAGCAGCUGGAGAAGCUAGCCAAAAAGGCAGAGAAGGACUCCAAGGCCGAACAGGCCAAAGUGAAGAAGGCCCUUCAGCAGAAAAAUGUGGAGUGUGCUCGAGUGUAUGCUGAAAAUGCCAUCCGCAAGAAGAAUGAAAGCGUGAAUUGGCUCCGCAUGGCAUCCCGUGUGGAUGCAGUGGCCUCUAAGGUUCAGACUGCUGUGACCAUGAAGGGGGUUACGAAGAACAUGGCACAGGUGACCAAAGCUCUGGACAAGGCCCUGAGUGCCAUGGACCUGCAGAAAGUGUCUGCCGUGAUGGAUAGGUUUGAGCAGCAGGUGCAGAACCUGGAUGUACACACAUCGGUGAUGGAGGACUCCAUGAGCUCAGCCACCACACUGACCACACCUCAAGAGCAGGUGGACAGCCUCAUUGUGCAGAUCGCCGAGGAGAAUGGCCUAGAGGUCUUGGACCAACUCAGCCAACUGCCUGAGGGUGCCUCUGCUGUGGGCGAGAGCUCCGUGCGCAGCCAGGAGGACCAGCUGUCCAGGAGGUUGGCUGCCCUGAGGAAUUAGCUGUACCCUCCAUGGAUGGCGCCUCCCCUGCCCUGUGAUGUGUUGGAGGCUCCUGCGCCCCUCCUCCCCCACUCCACUGAGCUCACCUUCCUCUGACCCUGCAGAGCUGCACAGAAGCCUGGCCUCAGCUCCUCCCACCUGCCCAGUCAGGUGCCUCAGAACUGAUCCUGUUUCUUUUAGGUGUAGGUGGAUCUUUGUCCUGUUGUUGAGUUUGCACAAACUUAUGUGUGUGACUCUGUAACUCUGAGCCACAGCUGGGAGAUUGACAGGCCCCCUGUAUCCUCUGCCUGUGCGCAGUUGACAGGGUCUGGCCAGUGAUGCAUGUGGACUUCAGCCCAGUACUGUGGGGCCUUCUCCAGUGACUGCAGACCUGCUACUUGCUGUGGGUCAGUGAGGGCAGGGCUGCCCUUUGCCAGGCAGCAUCUGGGGGCCUCUUUCUCUUCCCCUCGGCAGACAGAAGGUCCCACCACAUGACACACAACCCUGAGGAGGUGCCUGUGGACCUGUGUGUGCCGGAGGGUGUCCAGUGCCAUCAACACUGUCCUGAGCCCUUUACAAACAACGACCCCCUCCUCCUUCAUAGUUCCAGUGCUAGGGUCUUGGCUACCACUGCCAACUGGAUGAGCCUUCUCGGGCUUCCUGCCCUUGGCGCCCUCACCCAGCCUACUGGGAUAAGAAUCGUUGCCCAAUUCCAAGUUCAGGUGUGCCUACCUUAAGGGUCAUCACCUUCAUUUGUUGGCCACCCCUGGGGGUGCCUUGGGCCACUUGGGCUGAGCGUCUUCCGCAACCGGAACCAAGGCUCCUCAGCGCAGGCUCCUUCUUUCCCAGGUCUUUCCUGGUGCCUGUCCUCAGUGAGAUGCCAUCGUGUCUCCUGUCUGUAAAUAACAGGUGCCUCACUUGGCUGCUACCCUCCUGCCUCACCGUGGAAGAAGAGCAUCUGGCAAAUGGAGCUUGGGACAGUCACCUUUGCCUCAGCCAGCAUGGGGGUCCAAGGACCACCUGAACAGUGAGGAGCCAGCUGCAGGUGAUCAUGAGGCUGCAGGAGUGUGCCCAAGAGGCUUUGGGCACAGGCUGCUGUUCUGUUUUUCCAUUUGCUGAACUUCAGUCACGUUUUUGAAACUCGCAGGGUUUUGUUUCUUUGCCAAAGUAGAAAGAAAGCAGCAGAUGGGCGUGUUGGGUCCAAGUCCUCUUCCCAGCAUGAGUGGCGGUGUGAUCGUUGCUGCCACCCCAAAGACUGCAGGGUUAUCCACAGAAACAGGGAUUUACUUCGAGUCGCUGGGUUUGUUUUUUUUCUAUUCUGGGGUCCCUGUUUGUCCCAUGCUGGGAGUUGGUGUUGGGGAGGAAAAGGGGUGGUAUUGGAGGGUCCCAGAUAUGGGCAUAAAGGUACUGUCUGGCCAUGGUUUCCUCUAGGCUCCCUGAAAAUAGACCCGCAUUGUGGGUGUUGAGGACAGGAGCUGAUGUCCCUCAUGGGGAACAUCCGGGGAGCUCCCUGGCUCUCGGGUUAUAGAUUUUUGUAGAGUACUCGUGGGGAGGGGGAUGCCUAGGCCCAGUUCAUCAAAAGAGAGCAGGCGUGAUUGCCCUUUUCUUAAAAUGCUGUUAUAAGUAAAUAAAUGGAUUCCUGAAAACUUUCUCAAGCUUUGCUUUGGUGCCUUGGGUGGGGCUCAGAGCCACAAGCGAGACUCGUAGGAGGCUGAGUUCCGAAGGCAAGAGGG
This is a messenger RNA of Castor canadensis (American beaver), 2391 nucleotides long. RefSeq names its product charged multivesicular body protein 1A (gene Chmp1a). Lineage: Eukaryota; Metazoa; Chordata; Mammalia; Rodentia; Castoridae. The record is from RefSeq and is a predicted model, not a curated record. Gene Ontology annotation, biological process: vacuolar transport.